Messenger RNA from Lactuca virosa, 1146 nucleotides. The record is from the annotation of a GenBank genome assembly. NCBI's taxonomy places the organism in Eukaryota, Viridiplantae, Streptophyta, Magnoliopsida, Asterales, Asteraceae.
AACGGAGGGAGCGAAGGACAGGUUAUCGCGCUAUACAAACAUCCAAACAAAAUUGCUUCCAAAAUAUUUCCUCCUUUCUUGGAUGCAUAAAACUUCAAUCAAAUUCUAGAUUUUAAUCAAAUCGAUUAUAAAAUGGGGUGUCUAGCAGUGUUCAGCUCUCUAAUUCUCCCCGAGCCAUGGCGAUCGUCCCUCAAUUACACCUCCUGUUCGUUACCUUCGGUUUCCCCCAACUUACGAUGUGGCUGUCGAAUCGCAACGAGGGUUCGCGAUUUCAAUUUCCGAAGACGAGGUUAUCAUCAGCUCAAUUGCUCUCAUAACGAAAACCCAUCAUCUUCAUCUAUGGAGAAUGAACAGGAGCCCCCUCAAGAAGCUAUUCUCAAGGCCAUUUCAGUUACCAUGGAAUCCUAAUUCACAUACGACUGUCUAAAUGCUGAAGAUCACAAUUCACAGACCAUAAAACUGUUUGUUUAUGUAUCAAUUUAUGUUGUUUUUUGAUGUUCAUGAUCAUCAUUAAGGAUUUACAGUUUAUGAGAUUAUACAAAGUAUCUGGGCAUGUUACAUUUUUGUAGUAAUGGUGUCGUAUCUAGCAAAACUAACAAUUAAAAAUAUGAUUCAGAACUUUCAAAGGCUAAAGGAAGAGUAGGAAAAACUACUAACAUGGUUCUUGGAGGAACGAUCACCAAUGACUCCACCUAUGAGUCUCUCAGUCUGAAUAAAAUGCUAAACAUAUACCCAGCUGCUCGAGGAUUUACAGCCAUUGGAUCAGGAGGAGAUGAUUUUGUGCAAUCCAUGAUUGUUGCUGUUGAGUCUGUAAUUCAACAUCCAAUCCCACAGGGCCGGGUGAAGCAGAAAUUAUCAUCAGGUGGGAAAUAUGUGUCUGUAAACAUUGGACCUGUUCAGAUUGUUUCUAGCAAGCAGGUUCAAGCUGUAUACUAUGCUAUGAGGAGAGAUGAUCGAAUGAGAUACUUUCUGUAGGUGGUGUAUAUACAACAACACCAAUCAUCUGGUGUAUUGUUCAUAUUAUCAAACAUUUGUAAACGAAAAUGAUUGUGUAAUUCAUGGAUUAGCAGAUUAGGUUGUGGUGUAAUAGCGCAAGUAUUGUUUGAAUUAUGAAUUUAGAAGUUAUUGAUUAUAUUAUAUGGGUUC